AAUCUCAAAUCGCAAACAUCAUUUCUGGAAACGGGACCUCACUUUUUGUCUUUCUUUCCCUAUAAAUCUCCUUUAAAUUAUUUUCAGUCCCAUCCAAAACCCAUCAUCGUUUAACCAGAUCGGGGGAACCGAGGGGGCAGGAGCGGGGAGUUUGAACAUGGCGACGGCGUCGUUUAACAAGGUCGAAAGGGCCCACCAGAUGUAUAGAGAAGGCAGGUACGACGAAGCUCUGGGUUACUACACGGAGGCGCUGGCGGUUGCCAAAACGAAGCCUCAAAAGAUCGGUCUGCACAGUAACAGAGCCGCUUGUUACUUGAAAUUACAUCAUUUCAAAGAGGCAGCAGAAGAAUGUACAUCUGUUCUUGAGCUUGACCAUAAGCACACUGGAGCUCUGAUGCUACGAGCACAAACCCUAGUCACACUAAAGGAGUACAAUUCAGCCCUCUUUGAUGUCAAUCAGCUCAUAGAGUUGGAUCCAUCUUCGGAAGUUUAUCAUAACCUUCAAGCGCGUUUGAAGACACAAGUGGCCCUUGCUCCGAUACCUGAAUCUGAAGCAGAGUUGGAGGAAGAGGAGGAAGAACAUGAGCAGCCUUCUACAAGGGAGAAAGAAGCAAGUCAAGAUGACAAAAAGGAAGACAUGGUAGUGUCAGCUGUUGGGAAAGUUGUUAAUGCUGCCGAACUUGAACAUCUGGUUAAAGCAAAAUUGAUUGCCUCUGAGAAACUUGAGAUCAGAGCAUAUGCUAAGCAGGAAACAUAUUGUAAGAAUGUGGCUGAAAGAACUCCUGGAGUGACCGCUCUUCAGGAACCAAAUGAUAAGGAUUCCAAAGGAUGUCAAUUGAUUCCUAAAUCCCAGGGAUAUUCAGGUCAGAUUAAAGUACCCCAAAGAGUUGCAGUUACUGCUCCUCGAGAACAGGGCAUCAAAGAUUCCAAGGGAUGGCAGGCAAUCCCUAAACCCAAGGGACACUCAACUCUUGACUAUGCACGGUGGGACAGAGUUGAAAAUGACUCCAGUGAAGAAGAUGAUGAUGAUGAGGACUCUCAGCCUCAGUAUCGAUUCCGGGUAAGAACUGUCGGCAUACGACCAGUGAAGUGAAAUGAUGUCUGAUUCCUAAAAUCUUCACAAUGAGUCUCCCAUGAUGAGGAAAUUAUAGUUUGAUCUAUCGUGUUUGAACAUCCAAAAGGCAGAGGCAUCACAUAUUACACUAUUACAAUUGCAUCCCUGGUUUGUGUUCUGGUAUCAAAGUUCCUUUCAGAACUUCCAGGCUGCCUCGGAUAAUUUGGAAAUGGCUGCACAUAUUAACAGUCAAUCGGCAUCGAUUCCAGAGUCAGGUAAACCAUCAUUUCCGGUACUGUAAUUAUUUACAAAUCUCUCUUCUGGUUGCUUAAGCUAUAUGGUUAGGGAUGAUAACUUUGAAUCUGUGAACUGGUUUGCAUUGGAUGAACAACUAUAUAAAUCGGAUAGUUCUAUAAUUUUUCUGGAUGUCAAUA
This is a messenger RNA of Hibiscus syriacus, 1488 nucleotides long. RefSeq names its product sperm-associated antigen 1-like. Gene Ontology annotation, molecular function: protein binding. The record is from RefSeq and is a predicted model, not a curated record. Bases 158 to 1093 code for a protein of 311 amino acids. The transcript is spliced from 3 exons. NCBI's taxonomy places the organism in Eukaryota, Viridiplantae, Streptophyta, Magnoliopsida, Malvales, Malvaceae.